AUGACGACAUAUUUUGAUACACUUCGGACGCCGUACCAGAAAGUUUCUAUUUCUGAUGAGGGUGUUUCUACCUCUGAUUUUAUUGAUGCUACUGAAGGUGUUGUGAAGCUUUUUGAUCUUCUUGGAAGCAGCGCCUUUGCUGUGGUACAGAAUGAUAUGAAUGGAAAUAUUAAGAAAAUCCGUGAUCGUCUUCUCGCUACGGGCCCAGAUCUGUCUGGUACACUGGAACUGCUGGUGAAGAAUGAAGGUCAACCUGGGGAUAAGAAGCGUACAGCUACGGAAGGCUUAAUGUGGCUCUUGCGCGGUCUAGACUUUACUGCCAAAGCUCUGCAUCGAUCUCUCGAUAACCCGACCGAGGAACUCAGUGCAAGCUUUACAGCUGCGUAUGAGAACAGUCUACGCAAGUAUCACAGUAUUGUCGUGCGCCCUCUUUUCUCGUUGGCUAUGAAGGCUUGCCCGUAUCGGAAAGAUUUCUACGCUAAAUUGGGACCUUCCGAAGAAAAAGUCCGACCACAACUCUCUGAAUGGCUUGAAGCCCUCGAGAAGAUUGUGGCUCGUAUGCAUCAAUUCUAUGAGUACUCAAGGCAAUUACUCUAA
Molecule: messenger RNA, 597 nt
Organism: Malassezia pachydermatis
Lineage: Eukaryota; Fungi; Basidiomycota; Malasseziomycetes; Malasseziales; Malasseziaceae
Product: het-c2 protein
Exons: 6
Coding region: 1-597 (198 amino acids)
Biological process (GO): intermembrane lipid transfer; ceramide transport
Cellular component (GO): membrane; cytosol; cytoplasm
Molecular function (GO): ceramide 1-phosphate transfer activity; ceramide 1-phosphate binding
Source: RefSeq, a predicted model, not a curated record